CUUUCUGUGGGUUUAUCCAUAGCUAUGAUUGUAGGGCCGGUCAUAGGCUAUAUUGAUCAAUACUUUCUCAUUAAGCGAAAACAGUCAAGCGAUGGCUUCAAUAUAAUGACGUGUGCCAUUCUUUUAUUUGCAAAUGUUCUGCGUAUUUUCUUUUGGUUCGGAAAACGGUUUGAAGUGACGUUACUGCUACAGUCGAUAGCCAUGAUUAUUACCAUGGUGAUACUGUUACAGGUGGUGGUCAAAUACAAGCAUGAACGAAGAAGCACACUCGAUCUAUUCUACAACGAAACAGGCUUAUUCAAAUCAUUUUGGAAAUGGGAAUACUAUUCCAGUUAUAUCAAGUGCAUCACUGUCUUCAUUCUUGUGAUGGCUUUUUUGCACUUGUUUCUUGAACGAUACGCUGUAUACGUUGAGAUUUUGGGCUAUCUAAGUUUAGGCAUCGAAAGCACAUUACCCUUGCCACAAUGCAUAUCCAAUUUCAAAAAUAGAUCAACGCAUGGGUUUAGCUCGUUGGUAUUGGCCACUUGGUUCCUGGGUGACAGCUUCAAGUUGUUUUAUUUCAUCUUCACUGAAGCACCACUGCAAUUUAUUAUUUGUGGAUCUAUUCAAUUGUUCAUUGACAGCUUGAUUGUACUGGAGUUCAUUCUAUUC
This is a messenger RNA of Mycotypha africana, 651 nucleotides long. RefSeq names its product PQ loop repeat-domain-containing protein. The annotation marks the transcript as partial. The transcript is spliced from 5 exons. The record is from RefSeq and is a predicted model, not a curated record. Gene Ontology annotation, cellular component: endosome; trans-Golgi network. Lineage: Eukaryota; Fungi; Mucoromycota; Mucoromycetes; Mucorales; Mycotyphaceae. Gene Ontology annotation, biological process: phospholipid translocation; retrograde transport, endosome to Golgi.